This is a messenger RNA of Anopheles merus, 1686 nucleotides long. RefSeq lists its product as uncharacterized. Gene Ontology annotation, biological process: biosynthetic process. The record is from RefSeq and is a predicted model, not a curated record. Gene Ontology annotation, molecular function: L-2-aminoadipate:2-oxoglutarate transaminase activity; pyridoxal phosphate binding. The coding region runs from base 208 to 1503 and encodes 431 amino acids. The transcript has 6 exons. NCBI's taxonomy places the organism in Eukaryota, Metazoa, Arthropoda, Insecta, Diptera, Culicidae.
AGUGCGCACCACUGUGUGUGUGUAAACAAAGCGCAGCGGGCAGUUCGUGUCGUGCGUGCACGGUGCUCAAAACAAUCCAAGCAGUCGUGCUUUGUACCUACGGAAAAGGAUUCUCCUAGCAAACGUGUACCGGAAGCAGGAAGUGGUCACUCUAUCGCAACUAGAAUUAGCGUGUUGACGGUGUUAUUGUGCCAGUUUGGAGCGGAAAUGGAAGGUUUUACUGCUACCGUGCAGCGGCGGGAAGUGCCAAUGAACCAUCUUUUCGAUGGCGGUGCGCUGAACGUGUACGAUCAACAGGUGGCCAACCUGUCGGCCGGUGCACCGGGGCCGGAUUUGCUUGGCAAGAGUGCGCAAUUCUUUCAGCAAGCUACAGAAGAGCGGAUCAAAUACGAGCUGAAAAAUUCAUCCUUCCUCUUCCAAUACGGUCCAUCGAUUGGGACGACGGAAUUUCGCAAAUCGCUCGCCUCCUUCCUCGCCGACGGCUAUCGGAGCGAGGUAAACAUGUCCGAUCUGGUUCAAACCAGUGGUGCGACGAACGGGCUGCACCUGAUACUCUCCACCCUGGUCGAUCUGGCAGGCGUAAUAUUCGUUGACGAGUACACGUACAUGAUAGCGCUCGAAACCAUCGCCCAGUUUAAUACCAUGAAAAUAGUACCAGUGCCCCUCGACGAGGACGGCCCUAACCUCGCCACUCUGCAGGCGCUGAUCGAUCAGCACCGGUUCGAGCCGACGAAAGGGAAACUAUUUUGGGGCGUUUAUUACACGAUGCCGACGUUCCACAACCCGACCGGUAUCGUCUUCUCCGAGGAAAAGUGUCAACAGCUGAUAAAACUCGCUCGCGCAACCGACAUCUUGAUUGCGUGUGACGACGUGUACAAUUUAUUGCACUACGCUGAUCCGGACGCGCCGCCGCCAAAGCGCCUGUUCGCGCGCGACAUUGCCGACCUGGGCCGGGUGGAGGGAUGGCGCGGCAACGUGAUCUCGAACGGAUCCUUCUCCAAGAUCCUGUCGCCCGGCAUACGGCUCGGCUGGAUGGAGUGUCCUCCGCGCUGUGUCGAAGCAUUCCGCAACAGUGGAGUGCUCAUAAGUGGAGGUGCAGCCAACAACUACACCGGCGGCGUAGUGGCCACCCUCAUCCAGAUGGGCUUGGCACGGCGACAGCUGGACCACUACCGCACCAACUACGCCGCACGGCUGGGCGCGAUGGCGGAAACGCUACAGGCGCACCUUCCCGCCGGCUGCAGCUUCCGCAAACCGAACGGCGGGUACUUCGUGUGGAUCCGCUUCCCAUCGCACAUCGACUGUGCCGAGUUUAAUCGGUACUGUUUGGAGAAGUAUCGCGUUUCCGCCAUUCCCGGCGUACGGUUUUCCUUUGCGAAGGAGGCGCGCCACUUUCUGCGCCUCACGUUUGCGUUCCACGAGCCGGAUUAUCUGCGUCGCAGCGUGCGGACACUGUGUGAGGCGGCCGGGGAGUAUCUCGAGAUAGCUGCCAGCACAGCGUAGCUUCCCCUAGCCCACCGAUCGACUUCUUGAUCGACGCAAAUCUGUUAUCUGUGCGAUACUUUACGACAGUACAGAGCAAAAGCAGCUACGAUAUAAAGCAUCACAGGCAAAUACUAUUUAUAGAUCUGUAAAAAAUAAAUAAAUAAAUGAAACGACCCCCCAUGUAUAUCGGUGGCAGAAAGA